ACAUCUUAAGGUUAUUUAAUAUAAAAAACAGGGAUAAAAAACUCUACCGGAAUUGUAGGAGAUGUGUACUUAUAAAUCAGCUGUUUCCGAAGGAAAUUAUAAAUACGAUUUUUACACUUCCACUCAAAAGUUAUCAUUCUAUCGAUUAGUUUAGUUUCGUUCGCUAAAACUGAUUUCUGAUAAUUGCAAAAAAUAUCAGGUUAUCGUAAAAUCAAAUAUAUGUAGAUACGUACACAUCUCGUGUUAGUGUUGAUUAAACCGCGCAUUUAAAAAAAAAUCACAAAUGCCGCAAGAAAUUAGAGUUUUGCAAUGUACUGAAUGUAAAAUGUUCCAAGUCGAUUUGGUGAAAAAGGUGAAAACAUGGACUUGUAAGGUAUGUAAUGUAAAACAAAGGUCUCUGACUGAGUACUUUCGUGGAAGUGGCCCGGAAUGUCGUGUGCUUGUACAGAACCUGAAUAAGAAUAAAGAGCUUACAACAUUGAGCACCUCUACGUUUAUCUCACCAAAUCAUAUGGUCCUUCAGAAUGAGCAGCACAUUUCACCUUCAAAUUACAAGAAAUUUAAGGAAAAUGGAUUUGCAAGUAAUGAGUCUGAAUUAAAUGAUAAGGAUUUUAGUGGAAGAAAUGUCGAUAAUCGUCAAAAUAAUAAUAUCGAGUCAUCUUUGGAAAAUACUAAAGGAUUGGCUGAAAUCGAAAUGCAAAAUUGUAGUAAACGCCCAUCAAAUGAUUUCUACAAUAACAUGAAGAAAACGAGCAAAUGGGAUAAAUAUGUAUAAAUAUUAUUAAAUAUUGUAAAAAAUAUAUAGUAUAUGCAUAAAUGUAUAUUAUCUUUUACAUAUAUUAAAAACGAAAUUAUGAUUAUUAAU
This is a messenger RNA of Bactrocera neohumeralis, 865 nucleotides long. RefSeq names its product MRN complex-interacting protein. Gene Ontology annotation, biological process: mitotic G2 DNA damage checkpoint signaling. Gene Ontology annotation, molecular function: chromatin binding. Gene Ontology annotation, cellular component: nucleus. The transcript is spliced from 2 exons. The record is from RefSeq and is a predicted model, not a curated record. NCBI's taxonomy places the organism in Eukaryota, Metazoa, Arthropoda, Insecta, Diptera, Tephritidae. The coding region runs from base 284 to 775 and encodes 163 amino acids.